This is a messenger RNA of Callithrix jacchus (white-tufted-ear marmoset), 1441 nucleotides long. Lineage: Eukaryota; Metazoa; Chordata; Mammalia; Primates; Cebidae. The record is from RefSeq and is a predicted model, not a curated record.
CUAUCCUAGAUUACAAGCCACACCCAAACAGGUACAAAAUGGAAAUUUGCUUGAGGGAAGUGGAAUGAUUUAUAUUUUGACUGAGAAUUAAAUAAGGCCAUUUUACCUUGAAGGGCUUUUAGAUAAGACAUCCAAAAUAGUAGGUCAUGGUAAAGGGUGUGAGAGAACAGAAUGAACCACUGAAUGGGGGUGGCCAUAGGGAAUGUUUUUAAGGAAACACCUUCUCCCUGCUAUGUGACCCACCAGAAUUGAACAAGGGGAAAUGAUGGUGGUAGCAGGUCAGUUUGAAAUGAACCUUCACGUAUUAUUUGGGUUGGGAAAAUCCCCUCUCUCCAACCACACCUUGGCCACUCCAGCACCACCACCCCCACAGAGGUGUCAGCGCUUUGUGAUGUCCAAGCCACCCCAGGACUAUCAUUGGAUAGCGGUGCUCCUUUCUGACCAAACAAAGCUGAAGGGCGGGGCUCUAAUUACCCGGGGGGUGGGUAUAUACAAGGAGGUCAGGAGCGUGGGGUAGACCAUUGGGAGGCUUAAAUAUGGCUAAGGAGACCUACACACCAGUGAAGCCUAAAAAAACAAUGAAACAACCAAUUAUUAGCACGAAAAAGCCAACCCCAAGAACCAAAAAGAAGAAGGAAAAGAAGAAGGAAAAGAAGAACUCUUGUCAACAAAAGACCAACAAAAAUGGCAAGGUGGAGAAGAAAAUCACAAAGGUAAAAAAACCCCUUCAAAGAAAUUCAAGAAAAAAACCUCGAUCACCUCCUUCCUGCUCAAAAAAGCCUAGGAAGACAAUGAGCCCAGCAGCAUUUGUGUGUCAUCACAAGCAGAAUAAGACACAAAAUGAAAAUCAGAAGAGCAAGUGCAAAAAACCCCAGGAAGUAGAAAUCAGAAAAGCAAGCAUAGAAGACACUGGCAACGUCAAGCCAUCCCAAGUAACCAUCUCUGCUGCCAGUAAAUGCAGAGCCUGGAUCAGAAACGUAGAACUAGCAACAGCAUCUCCACAGGUGGCUCUGGGGAAUCGCCAAUCACAUAAAGGCCAAAUCUGAGAGCAACAGUGUUCACCCAUGUUGAAUGCAAUAAAAUAAACACGAUGCAAAAAGAUGAUGUGGAUGUUUGCCUGUAGUAGGGAGGGGGUUAAGGAAGAAAAAACGUGAGACGGGAGGGAGGCGGAGUCCUCCAAGGUUGGGCGCCAGACCAACAGGUAUACAGUUAGCCACUGGGAGAUAAGGAGCAGGCGAGGACUGAGAAGGAAAUGAAGACGAGUCAACGCUUUGUCCCACAGACAGGAAGAAAAAGGGCUUCGGUAUUUCUACAUGUAUUUAGGGUAGGUGUGGGUAGCAACAUCAAGGUCUAAAUUCCCAGAACCCAGGUAAAGACAAAGAACUGCUGAAGGUACCUCAGCUCUGUGGUUCUGUGUAAUCACUUGCUUUGACUGAUGUCU